This is a messenger RNA of Nematostella vectensis (starlet sea anemone), 2448 nucleotides long. Its product is annotated as ubiquitin domain-containing protein UBFD1. The transcript has 9 exons. NCBI's taxonomy places the organism in Eukaryota, Metazoa, Cnidaria, Anthozoa, Actiniaria, Edwardsiidae. Bases 130 to 1008 code for a protein of 292 amino acids. The record is from RefSeq and is a predicted model, not a curated record. Gene Ontology annotation, molecular function: cadherin binding; RNA binding.
AUUUUUAACACUGUUUCAAAUAAGCUUUGGCGAAAUAGUAGAAGCUUUUUGUGGACAAGGGCUGUUUUUUUAGUGUGAGAUUCUGGGGUUAUCUGCGGUACUGUCAUGCGCACUGCGUGCUGAGUCAAAAUGGCGGAAGAGGAAAGCACUGUAAAUGCUUGUUCGAUGGAUUGCGAUACCAGGCAAGAAAAUGCCACUUCAAACGAGGCGGCGCUGUCAGAAAAUCAAAUUACAGAUGAAGAAGAAAUCGUUUCCCCGAAAGAACAACAAAGCGUCGAAGAAAAAGAGGCGGACACAUCCGAUAAAGCUAAAUCUGCCGCAGAAAUGGUGAAUUUUCGCGUGUGUUGGAAUAAGAAGAAUUACGAUGUAACCUUUGAUUUGGACAAGAGCGUAGACAAAUUGAAAGAGCACAUCGAAGAGUUGACAGGUUUACCAGUUGCAAUGCAGAAGUUAAUGUACAAAGGUCUUUUAAAAGAUGGCACAAAAACGCUUCGGGAUGUGAAAAUUACCAAAGGUACCAAGAUGAUGGUGGUUGGCUCGACUAUAAAUGAUGUUUUGAAGGUGACGCCACCCUCUCCUAGUCAACUUAAGGAGGAAAAAACAACAGCAAGUGCUGCUAAAGAACCAUUCUGCAAACAAAAGAUGCACAAGAAAGUAUUAGACAAAGGCAAACCUGAUGAUGUAAUGCCUGGAAUAAAAAACAGAAAGGAAAGCCUCCCAACUGUACCGUUAUCUGGGAUGUAUAACAAAUAUGGAGGGAAAGUAAGGUUAACAUUCAAGCUUGAACUAGACCAGUUAUGGCUCGGCACAAAAGAACGCACGGAAAAACUUCCAAUGGGAUCCAUAAAGAACAUAGUCUCCGAGCCAAUAGAGGAACAUGAUGAUUACCAUAUUUUGGCUCUCCAGCUCGGCCCAACAGAAGCCUCACGCUACUGGAUCUACUGGGUUCCCGCGCAAUAUGUUGAUGCCAUCAAGGAUACAGUUCUUGGAAAGUGGCAGCCAUUUUGAGAACAUUCUAGACAAUGUCUGAUCUCUGUUAAGAGAAGCGCGAAAUGCAUUCUGGUAAUCAAGCCGCUGGUUGCCAUGGCUAUCUGCAAAGAAAUUUAGCCAAUCAGCAAGCUUAUCUGAGGCAUGACUAGCUUUUAUUUUUUUAACCGACGUACUUUGGGCCAAGCCAAAGUAAAACGAGGUACCCGCCUUGAGCACCAAAAACAAAGCUCUCCGUAACACCAAGGAAUACCGUUUUAGGCUUUUAGAACUGUAACACCUUUGUUAUUGUUUUCAACUAAUAUUGUAGGACAAAAUUGGGAAGAAAUCUCAAAAUAACCACCUAAAAUAACUUAUGUUUUAUUUACCAAAAUCAAUAACAAAUAUCGCAACAACUUUCCCAAUUCAGCCGAAGGAAAAUGAUGCUUUCUUACACUUGGUACUUUGCUAGGAUGACAAAAUGGCGAAGGCAAUCUGGUAAGACGAGCAGGAUGCAUAGCGCGCAUAGCAAAGACAGGUUCACUGUGUGUACCUGUGUCGACCUGUGUUUACCCAUACAAUAGAAGAAUUUACCAGAUCUAACCAGGCAUCACAUUUUCCAUACAAUGCCGCUGUAUUUUUUUAGACAAAAUGUAAUUCGGUGCAAAGCAAGUUGGUGUCGAUGUGAAAGCUUCAAAUUGCUUAAAAUGAAAAGAAAUCUAAAACCAGCUUCUUUAAGGAACAAACUAGCCAUUAUCUCGGGUAUAGUCCCCAUUAACUGAAAAUCUGACAAGGAAGAAUAGAUGAGCUUUCAGAUUCCGUGUCCUACACUCUCUGACACUGACACAGCUCAAGCUACAGAGUGGUUUUCAAAAUCCCGUGCAACAAAAUGUAGUUGUUAAAGUGUAAUAGUCGAGCCAGAACAAAAGAGAACAAAGACAUUACAGUGUAUAACUAAUAAAUAAGCUAAACAAUAUUUCACGGGUUUUUGAAAACCACUCUUAAUACAAACAUGGCAAAAAGAUUUGAAAUAAGAUAAGGAAAUACGAGCUUCAACGGAGAACACCGAGAAGGAUUGAAUAGCGCGCGGUGCAUUAUGGGGUGGAUUCCAUUCUUGCUACUUGUUGCAAUUCUGUUAACUUUUUCAAGGUUGUUCGGUUAAAAGAGAGAAAGAAGAAGGAAGAAGGGUUCUGUAGAAUUAUUUGAUAUUUUGUACAAAGUGCCGCAGGAGAAUAUUUAAUUGGCAUUUUAGACUCGCUGAAUCAUCUGUAUAACAGUUACAGUUUAAUUGCUGUCAAUAAAUGCGAUUAACAUCAUGUCUAUAGAGCUAUAUAAUGUCAAAUUGCUUUCGAGAAUUGUAUUAAAAUGAUGUCUGUAUAGAGAGGUAUAUAGAGUCAAACUAUAUUAACCUGAUUUCUGUGUUUUGUAUCAAUAAAAGUGCGGUAAACCGUGGCUAGUGUCGAAUAAAAUAGGAUAAUUACA